AUGGAUUCAAGCGAUUUUAGGAGAGCCUGUUACAAGACCUCUUUUAUUCUUCCUAGAUCGAGUUGCAAGAAAAUAGAAAACUCCCAACAGUUAUCUAAUUUUGUAACAAAUACGUCUUUUCCAUCGAUCUCCACUAACAGUAAAUACUGCCCUCUGUUUGAUGAGAGCAAAUUUAUCAACUGUAAUGUUCUUUCAAAAGAAGCUAAUCGGGACAGGCCGAGAGAGGACACAUUCAGAUCUAGAAAUAGAUUUAUUAUUGCAAGAAAUGUUUUAGGUCGUAUGAUAAAGGAGAAACAAAAGGAUGUGAACUCUAUAUCAAAAAUAGUGUCUAUCGUGUGGAAAAAUUGCGGACGGAAUCUUCACGAUUACUUUGAAUAUCUUUCUCUACUUGAGGGUUACUGGAACGAUUGCUUGAGAGGAGGUACUAAAAGGUUUGGCUUAGCACCAAAGAAAGAUGCUUCCAACAAGCUAUCUUAUUCGAAAGUUUGCACUUCUUCAUAUUUGAAAACUUCAUCAAAGCGGAAACCUAUCCAAGAAAAUUCUACAAAGACAUCAAUAAAUUCUAGGUUCCGAAUUGCAAUUGAUCUGAAGGUCGUUAAAAAGAAAGCUAAAAGAAAGUCUAAAACACCCCCUCUUACCGAUAAUUUCAGAAUAGAGAGCUGUUCUGUAACUACCUGGUUUGGAAUCUUGACAGAAGAUAUGUUCUUAAACGACUUCUAA
Molecule: messenger RNA, 720 nt
Organism: Priceomyces carsonii
Lineage: Eukaryota; Fungi; Ascomycota; Pichiomycetes; Serinales; Debaryomycetaceae
Gene: MTLA2
Product: Mtla2p
Exons: 2
Coding region: 1-720 (239 amino acids)
Source: RefSeq, a predicted model, not a curated record